AUGGCAAUGGAAAAGGUUUUUCAACCGGAAUUGCACGAAUUCGUUUCGCCACUUGUCAAUUUUGAAGUUUUCAGAGAAAAAGCUAUUAUUGCCCGAAAUGCUAUGCGGAAGGCUGCUCGGUUACCUGAGCCUGCUCUGUUAGCUUAUCCUGAAUCCAUCCCACCUGCACCUCCUUAUGUACGUGAAGCCCGAGUAGAGGACGUUAUUGUAAAGAAGGAGUCAUUUGUACUUGACAUUGUCGAUAAGGCAGCGUCUACAUUGGGCAUAUCAGUUGAAAGUUUAAAAGCAGCUGCAGAGAGAUUAAGCGUGAUGGAUUCUUUGUCAGCUAUGAACAAUCGUGACAUAUUUUUUCGGAAAAAAAAUGAAAAGCAAGACAUUCCUGCGGAUACCCAGCUGGAAACGUUGAAAGUGAAGCAGAAAGUUUUGGAAGACUACAAUCCUAUAAAAAGGAAACCGAUAGAUAGGUUUUGCGAUCCAGAGGAACGCGAACAAGAUAAACAGUUAAGAACGAAGAUUUUUUCCAAAUUACGACACGAAGAGAGGGUAUUAAAAUAUGGUGAUUAUUUCCCAAAUGAAAUAAAACGUGAAAGGCUGACCGUCCCGGUUGAAACGGCUGUAGACGAUCUUGUUGUUACAAUCAACAUUUUGAAGCCUCAUAAUCGAGCUCUCGAUGGUUUUGAAAGAAGAUCUCUCAGACUUACUCCUCAUUGGAAAUACGUCUUGCGUGGUGAGAACUCACUGCUUGAUGUCCAUUCGUUGUUUAAAUGCUCUGCAGAUUUUGGAACGAGGUCUGACCUAGGCGACGUUGUACCCAAAGUGGAAGACUUUAAUUUUAUAAGGUAUCCCUCGUCAUUUUUAUUCAUUCAUGACACUUUUUACAUUGCGGAUUAUUAUACGGGGAUGGCGGAAGUCGUUCAGCAGAUCAGUGAAGUGCCAUUAACGCAGCUGGUCGAUUUGUCCGAACCUAUAAGGAUGUGGAUGCUUCGUAAGAAGGACCAAUUCGGCCCAACGCGAGUAAAAAGCAUCACAAACGUUACGGUCAAGGAGCUGACUUGUCGCUUGGGUUACCCAUAUGUUUAUGUGCACCAGGGCUGCUGCGAACACGUUUUUUUCUUUUCAGAUCUAAGGCUGAUGACUCCUCAGGAUUAUCCGGAAUCUUACCCUCAUAGAGUCUCUGACGAAAGCAUAACUAAUUAUUGUGUUGUUUGCCAUCGAAAUCUUGCUGAGUAUAUAGUUGAAUCUGAAAAGCUUCCUGUUUAUCCGGCUCACAUGUGUAGUGACUGUUAUCGUGGUUUUUUUUAUGACGGCGAUUACAAACCAGACAGGGAUUCAAAGGCAUAUUUUUAUGCUGAUCCUGCCACCUUAGCUUUAUGA
This is a messenger RNA of Enterobius vermicularis (human pinworm), 1374 nucleotides long. NCBI's taxonomy places the organism in Eukaryota, Metazoa, Nematoda, Chromadorea, Rhabditida, Oxyuridae. The record is from the annotation of a GenBank genome assembly.